Amaranthus tricolor (Joseph's coat) is the source of this 1266-nucleotide messenger RNA. RefSeq names its product protein FAR1-RELATED SEQUENCE 5-like. Gene Ontology annotation, biological process: regulation of DNA-templated transcription. Bases 1 to 1266 code for a protein of 421 amino acids. The record is from RefSeq and is a predicted model, not a curated record. The transcript is spliced from 4 exons. Lineage: Eukaryota; Viridiplantae; Streptophyta; Magnoliopsida; Caryophyllales; Amaranthaceae.
AUGAAAGCAUUACAUGUUUAUCAAGAAAGCAUCACAUUACAUGACUCGAGAAUAAGUUGGCUCAUAACUAAAACUCCGAGAACUGUAACACAUGUUAGUCCUAACGGUUCUACUGAGUGGUUUCCUUAUUGUGAAGAUGAUAAGAAGCCAUUUGUUAGUUUGAUUUUUGAAAAUUUAGAAAAAGCAUCUGAUAUUUAUACUAGGGAGGGAUUUAUGGUAUCUAGAGUUAAGAAAAAUAAGGGUGAUGUUGUACGGUAUAAGAGAUCAACCAAAACAGUUGGUUGUAAGGCGAACUUGAUAUUGAAAAUUGAUAAAAAGAAAGGAAUGCAUUUUGUUUUCAAGUUUGUUGAGGGGCAUAGACUAGUUAAAUCAUUUAGACUUUUCAAGGAAAAUGUAGGGAGUUAUGAAAAUGUGGGAGCUACUAUGCAAGAUUUCAAAAAUUUUCAUAGAGAUUUCAAAAAUUACAUCAAAGGUGAUGACGAAAAGAUAUUGAUUGAGAAUUUCAUUAAGAAAAGAGAUAUUUUCCUGGGGUUUUAUUUUGACUAUGCACUAGAUGAGGAUAACCACACUUCACUUCUUUUUUGGGCAGGUACAAUAAGCAGGAAGAAUUACGCCCUAUUUGGAGAGAUGGUCACCUUUGAUUGUACUUAUGAUAAUAAUAAAUGUAGUAUGGUUUUAGCUCCUUUUACCGGUGUAGAUCAAUAUAGGUCUUGCAUUACAUUUGGUGUUGGUUUGUUGGCUAAAGAGGAUACUGAGUCAUUUGAGUGGUUGUUUAUGACUUUUUCAUACUGUAUGGGGGAUUGUAUGCCUACUUAUUUGAUAAAUGAUCAAGACUCAUCAAUGAAAAUUCCAAUUAAGAAUGUUUUUCCAAAUACAAUACGUAAACUUUGUAUGUGGCACAUAAUGAGCAAAGUCGCAGACAAAGUAGGACCUGAAUUAAACAAAGAUGAGUUUUUUUUGAAAGAAUUAAAUAGUUGUGUGUGGAAUGUUGAACAAGAAGAAAGUGAGUUUGAGGAGAAAUGGGAGGCAAUCAUGAUAAAGUAUAAUCUUCUUGAGGAUAAAUGGUUUUGUAACUUGUUUAGCAUACGAGACCAAUGGAUACCGGCAUAUUUUAAGGACAUCACAUUGGAAGUGAUUUCGAGAACUACAUCUAGAUCAGAGAGCAUUAACAAUUUUUUUAACAAUUUUUCAAACCCACACAUGACGCUAGUUGAGUUUUACAUGAGCUAUGAAAGUGCAAUGGAUGCCCAAAGAUAUAACCAAUAA